Ruditapes philippinarum (Manila clam) is the source of this 2493-nucleotide messenger RNA. RefSeq names its product annexin A4-like. Gene Ontology annotation, molecular function: calcium-dependent phospholipid binding; calcium ion binding. Bases 202 to 1590 code for a protein of 462 amino acids. The record is from RefSeq and is a predicted model, not a curated record. The transcript is spliced from 9 exons. Gene Ontology annotation, cellular component: cytoplasm. NCBI's taxonomy places the organism in Eukaryota, Metazoa, Mollusca, Bivalvia, Venerida, Veneridae.
UGAAUUUAGCAUCACCUUUCACCCACCUUUACAAAUAAAAACAACAAUAACAACAUCAAGAAAACAGCAGAUCAUGUUACAUUGAGUCUACAUAUUUGGCGUCUACUCGUGUGGAAAGUUAGCGUUAGCUGAGGGCAAAUUGUGUGUUUUUACAAAUGAGUAUCUACCUUAAAAUGUAUAAUUAGAUUUACUAAACAUAUAAUGGCGGAAUAUAAUGAAUAUUACGAUGAAUAUCAGGGAACUGUGUUUAGACGUGAACCGUUUGACCCAGAAGAAUCCGCUGCUACGUUAAGAAAGGCAAUGAAAGGGUUUGGGACAGACGAAGAUGCAAUUAUAGAAGUUAUGUCAACGCAUUCUUCGGACCAGUUAGCAGAAAUAAUUCUAGCCUUUAAACAGCAAUAUGGAAAGGACUUGAUAAAAAACAUUAAGUCGGAGAUAAGUGGCAACUUUCAAAAGCUUGUACUGGCUCUGCUCGAGGACCAUCUAGUCUACGAUGUGAAAGAAAUCCAUGGUGCAAUCAAGGGUUUGGGAACAGACGAAAAGACGAUUCUUGAAAUAUUAUUGACAAGUGACAAUAAUGAAAUAGAAGAGCGUAAAGAAGAAUACAAGAAACAAUUUAAGUCCGAUCUGGAAAAGGAUCUAAUGGGUGACACAAGCGGACAUUUUCGACGUUUACUUGUCUCAAUAUUGACUGCAUUUAGAGAUGAGAGUGAAGAAAUUGAUGAGGACCUGGCGAUUACGGAAGCACAGGAAUUAUAUAAGGCAGGUGUUGGCAAAGUAGGUACCGAUGAAUCAACUUUCAACCGAAUAUUUUGUACAAGGAAUCACUUACAGUUAAUAGCAACAUUCAAUGCGUACCAGGCUAUUUACGGGAAGGACAUCGAGCAAGUGAUUAAGAAGGAGUUUAGUGGAGCAAUACAAGAUGGACUUGUUUCCAUAGUGCGAAUUGUUCGUAAUACUCCGGCAUAUUUCGCAGAGAGAUUUUAUAAAAGUUUGGAAGGUAUUGGAACGAAAGACAAUGAUCUGAUACGCCUUGUAGUAACUAGAAGAGAGUUGGACAUGGAACAAGUCAAGUACGAAUUUCUGAAAAUGUACGGCAAACCAUUAGAAAGUUUUAUUAAGGGUGACACAAGCGGUGACUAUAAGAAAUUGCUCCUUGCUAUUUGUAAAGAGACAGACGUGUCUGCUGUAAUGAAGAUGAAGCAGAUGUCAAUCAGCGAAGAGAAGAUUAAAGAUUACAAACCAAAAAAGGAAAAAAAGCAUAAAAAAGGAAAGAAAAUGAAAAUCAAAAUGAAGAUUAAAGUAAAAAGUGGAAGCAGUGGAAGCAGUGAUGAAAGCAGUGGUUCUAGUGGAGAGGGAUCAGAAGAACAUGAAUCUGAGGAGGAACAAGAAGAGGGAGAAGACGUCGAAGCAGAAGAGGGAGAAGAAGGAGAACCGGAACCGGAAGAAGAGUGUGAAGAACCGGAAGAAGAAUGUGAAGAACCGGAAGAGGAGGAAGAACCGGAGGAAGAAGAACCGGAAGAAGAAGAACCGGAAGAGGAAGAACCGGAAGAAGAAGAACCGGAAGAGGAAGAACCGGAAGAAGAUUAGGAUUAGAACGGACAUCCAAAAAUUGCGAAUACCUGUAUCAUAAAAUGCUCUGUCGAUCAUUCACCGAAUUUCAUUUCCGUUCUUUUUGCAGAAUGAAUUUCUUUAACGUUACAAGGUGUUAUUGAUAGUAAUAGGAGAAUUUACUUCAGAUUUAGUAAAUCAAAAUAUUCUAUUACAGCUUCCAUCUCAAAUGAGGGUAUUGCUUUCACUAUUUUGGCUAAAAAACAAAACAAUUUACUAGUACACGUAUCCAGCAAAAGGAUUUAUAUCGAUGUAAGUGUUAUAUUUGAAAAUGUCAUCUUUAAAUAGCACUUGGUUUUUAAUUUACUUGAUUUAUGUAUAUAAAAGUAAAGAAUUGUGAAGUGAACGAAGGAAAUUAUUUACACAUUGCAAACAGCAAUUGCAAUCCACGUAAAUUACCAAAACAGAGAGGUCAAAUUAAGCAAAAAUAGUCCUUUCUGCGUUAGUCACGCAGUAGAAAUAAUAUGAAAUUAGGCAAAGCCUAUGAACGGGGAAGUCGUUAAAUAAUCCUUUCAUUUUUUCCGUUUUAAAGGUGUCAUUCGUUAUUAUAUUAUCCGCUUCCGUUUUCACUCGGAACACUCGACGAUUAUUAUUAAUCCGAAAAGUUGAGAUUUGUUCCGUUAUCGGAAUACACCGCCUUUUAUCAUUGACUUACAUUGUAAAUGGCGGCGCCUUACUAGAACUGACACUGAAAAUUUCAUUGAUAGGUAUAGAAUUCUAUAUAUUUUUUAAUUGUUUUUUUAUUUGAUUUUCUUUUUAAAUAUACACGUGUAGUCUAUAGCCGGGCAAGCCAAAGCCCGGGCCUGCUUUGCGGGCCCGGACUUUGACUUCCCCGUAUAAUGAUUAAUACUGCAAAAUCAUACUCCUUAUUCGCACACAACA